Messenger RNA from Harmonia axyridis, 483 nucleotides. RefSeq lists its product as uncharacterized. The record is from RefSeq and is a predicted model, not a curated record. The transcript has a single exon. NCBI's taxonomy places the organism in Eukaryota, Metazoa, Arthropoda, Insecta, Coleoptera, Coccinellidae. Bases 1 to 483 code for a protein of 160 amino acids.
AUGCUCAAUGGUGUUUUAUGGGAUAAAAAUAUAUCCAAAGAAAAUAAAAAAAGGAUUUACAACACAAUUGUUAAGAGCAUUGUAACAUACAGUUCGGAAGUAUGGCCAAUAAAGGCUAAAACUGAAAAAAUGCUCAUGGCUACCGAGAUGGACUUCUGGAGAAGAUCGGCGGGCAGAUCAAGAACAGAAAGAAUUCGUAAUGAAAGAAUAAGAGAGAUAAUGGGUGUCAAAAGUAACAUCGUGAAUGACAUCCGAACUAAACAGCUCAUAUGGUUCGGCCAUGUACAGAGGAUGCCGGACAAUAGAAUUCCGAAGAAAAUCUUUAAAUGGACCCCACAAGGACGUAGAAGAAGAGGAAGACCUAGAAAAAGUUGGAGGGAAGGCGUCGACAAAGAGAUGAGAGACACCGACCUAGGCGAAGAACUAUGGAGAGACCGGGCCGAAUGGCGAUUAGAAAUCGGAAGACGUCGGAGAACGUUUUGA